This is a messenger RNA of Notolabrus celidotus (New Zealand spotty), 4075 nucleotides long. RefSeq names its product transmembrane protein 132C. The record is from RefSeq and is a predicted model, not a curated record. Lineage: Eukaryota; Metazoa; Chordata; Actinopteri; Labriformes; Labridae. Bases 1 to 3270 code for a protein of 1089 amino acids. The transcript is spliced from 9 exons.
AUGAUUGCCUCAGUGUUGUACCUGGCUGUUGAAACAAAGGUUAACCUCAUCUCUGUUGUUUUCUCUCUCUCUGUUUCAGUUGUGGACAGCAAGGUGAUCCUGGAGGGUCUUCAGAGGUUUGGCCCCACACCGAUCUAUCUGCCUGUCAACUAUCGGAUCCUCAAUGCUGAGUCUGCAUUCUUCCUACAGGAGGCCAAUCAGGACAUAAUGAGGAACUCCAGCCUGCAGGCUCGCACUGAGUCCUUCUUCGUCCACCAGGCUCGACAGAUGCCCUUUGUCAAUGCCAGCUACGGACCACUGUCCGUCCAGCAACCAGUCCCUCUGGAGCUGCUGCAGACGCUGCCAGGGCCAUUUAACACGCCCUCCUUCUCUUCAUCAUCAGUGCCAACAUCAUCAUCAUCAACACCAUCAUCACCUCUAUUUACAUUCAACUGGAAGGUGCACACCUAUAUUAUCAGUGAGAGGAUUUACCCCAGUUGGCCAAAGGUUCAGGUGUUGUUCUACAUCGCAGGGAGGGACUGGGAUGAUUACAGCGCCACCUACAAGCUGCCCUGCGUCAGGAUGUUUGCCUUCCACGAGACUCAAGAAGUGCGAGGGACAUGCAGGCUAAAAGGUGAGCUGGGAAUAUGUGUAGCUGAGCUGGAGCCCCUGGCCAGCUGGUUCAGCCCUCCCACCGUCAGGCCGGGCAGGCAGAGGGUCACAGAGCAGGCCCAGGGCACUCCUGUGGAGCUCUACUACAUGGUUCAAAGCACGGACAGCGGAGACUGCAGCUCAGAGGAUUCUAGAAAGGGCAGCCCCAUCCGCACAGACCAGCAGAGACCCAUGGGAUAUUUUGCAGGACACACACCUAUGCAGCGCAUCGGGAGUGUGAGGCUGUUUCAGCCGCUGUCAGAGCUAAAGCUGGACAAUAACUUUGUUGUGAUGGCACCAUCCAAACCCAUUCGACAGAGAGAAACACUCUCUACUUUUCUGGCUCUGUCCACGCUUUCUUCUGUGCAAAUUUUCACCCUCAGGGUGAAGCUGAAGGAUGGUGUAGCAUUCCUUGGAGCAAGAGCCAGUAACCCUGUUGUGUGGACGGUGAGCCAGGAUGUCCGAAGUGAAGGCCACAGGAUCGUCACCCUCCACUGUCGGAGGAAGGAGAACAGUUUCAGUCAAAGGAUGGAGGGAGCAGGAUAUCAGCGGGUGCUGCAGGUGGACCUGGAGGUGAACGGGCUGAUGAUGAAUCAGGGGGGACGGGAGGUGACGUGGCAGGUGGAGUAUCCACUCACCCGCACCCUGACCAGUGAGGUUCCCACAAUCAUCCGUCUGGCACCGCAGGACCUUGGAGGCAUCGUGCCAUUAGCCAUGGACACAGAGAUCCUCAACACGGCCGUCCUGACCGGGCGAACCGUUGCUGUACCAGUAAAGGUGGUGACUGUGGGAACAGACGGAGCGGUCUCUGAUGUAACAGAGUCGGUGGAGUGCAGGUCAACAGAUGAACAGGUUAUUAAGGUGUCAGAGCGAUGUGAUUAUGUGUACGUCAAUGGGAAGGAGACGAGAGGAAAGAGCCGAGUGAUGCUCAACUUCACCUACAGUUUUCUGGGCGCCCAGCUGGAGAUGAGUGUUUGGAUGCCUCGCUUGCCCUUGCUCAUCGACAUAGCUGACCCUGAGCUCAGCCAGAUAAAGGGCUGGAGGGUCCCUGUUAGUGUGGGCAACAGAAGGUAUGAGCGGGUCACUGAUGACAAAGAUGAAGACGGUGCGAAAGCGGAGAGGACCGAGAACAGCUGUGUGCCUCAGUAUCAGAGCACCACCCUGCGUGUCCUCACACACUUCGUGGUGGAUACUGGGGAAGUUAAAGGAGCCUCAGAGGACGACGGGCUGGGCCAGCAGAACUUCCUGUUGGGCACUGACUGGCAGGUGGAAGUGACACAACUGGUCAAGGAUUCUCUGAGGGUGGCUGACCAGAAGGUUGUACAGCUGCUGGAUGGACACGUCAUCAUGGGAGUGAGCACAGGAAUCACCAAGAUACAGGUGCUGUCCCCUCUUACAUCAUCGGUCCUGGCUGAGAGGAGCAUCAGGGUGCUGGAGGAUAAAGUGAGUGUGACAGAGCUCGGGGUGCAGUUGGUGUCUGGACUCUCUCUGUCUCUGCAGCUCAGCCCUGGGAGCAACAAGGCCAUUGUUGCCACUGCAACCACACAAGAAGUCAUUCAAUCUCUUACACAGGAGUCCCUCAUCAGUGCUUGGCUCCAGUUCAGUGAUGGAUCUAUGACUCCACUAGACAACUACAACCCUGCCCAUUUUUCCCUGGCAGCCACCUCUUUGAAUGAAAAGGUGGUAGCAGUGCAGCGUAGUGCGAUGUGGAAGUGGCCCAUUGUUGUUGCCAAAGGCGAAGGUCAGGGCUUGCUUGUGCGUGUUGAAAUGAGCCAAUCACAGGUAUGCCAGAAGGGAAAACAAAAAACUAUCUUAGCCACUGGCAUGGCAAACAUACAGGUACGGUUUGGUCAGACAGCAGACCAAUUUAGACAGCCAGGAGACAGACGAACACGUCCUGAACCUCCAUAUAAUGGAGGAUCUAUCUCCGACAUAGAUACUGGAAUUAUCAACCGUGGAGCCACCACCAUCAGGGGUCAUGUCCCUGUGAGACCCAAUGGGGGCCGUCAAUCCGUGGACAGUGGGGUGAGAAUCCCGAGUGAAUUCUCUGAAUAUCCAGACCAGGCAGAACUGCCUCGAAGCCGCAGCACUGAUGAGGACUUUGCUUCAUCCAGACGAGGACUGACGGACUUGGAGAUUGGUAUGUACGCCCUGCUGGGAGUCUUCUGCCUGGCCAUCAUGGUUUUUCUUAUUAACUGCAUCUCUUAUGCAUACAAGUACCGCAGCAAGCACAUAUCCUUGGAGGCCCCAGAGGCAAUGCCCCAUGCUCACGACUGGGUUUGGCUGGGCCAAGAUGAGGGGCUUUGUCUGCAGCAACAGCAGCAGGACGAGCUGGGUGGUACCUUAGAGGAAGGUAGUCAACUACUGAAUGGAGGCUUACAGCGAGGUAAUACAGGUGUGGGUGGCUGCAGUGGGAGGAAUGAGUCCCUGAACUCACCAACCACCAAGAGAAAGAGGGUGAAGUUUACCACCUUUUCCAAUGUCAAGUCCAGUAAUGGAUGUCCUGUGCUCAGCCCAUUAGCACUAGUGCAGACCAGUGAGAUAAAAUGGGUAUGUCCGGACAUCGAGCUUGGGGACUCAAAGGAUCUUAGGAACUACAUGGAAAAGCUUAAUGAGAAUGCAAUUAAGAACUUGGCAUAGGAGAAACUGAGGGUUUUCAUGAACUACAGAGAAACUCACCUGAAUGCCUUCAGAAUAAGGAGGAAUGAGGGUUGGACAAAGGAAAAGACAAGACUAGAUGGGUGCAGAAAACAGCCUGGGACUGCUGUUAAACUGUCCCUCAACAUAACAAAAGGAGAUUGUGUUCAGCCUCUGCUGUUUGGUUCUCAGAAGGGAUCGAGCAAUGUACCACAAAUAUGAUAUGGUUUGCCAUGACACCACAGCAAAGAUAUGACGGAGGAAAGUAAACUUGAUAUUGUUGAUUAACUAAAUGUAUGUUGUUUGUCUUUAAUUGAGGUUCAGUUUCCUUUUUCAAUUCGCCAUGUUGUUUCUUUUAAGUUUUCUAAUAUUUUCAAUCACCAUGUUUUAACAUUGUAUUUGUUGUACUUUUUGUGUUUUGUUAAUUUUAUAAGAAAUGCUGUAUGCUCUGUAUCAAAUGUCAGCAAAUAUAGAUUCUAGGAGAGAGGAGUUUGAAGCAGUUUUGUAUUGUAUAUAAAUACAGAGUUUGAUUUGGAGGUUUUGUAAGUAUAGUAAGAUUUUGUAAAGUGAUGUUUGGUUUAGUUUUUGGUUUGUAGUUUAGUUUUUAGUUUUGUCUCCAGAAACCAGAUCCAUGCAUGAUGAUGUGAAAGAGGAGGUAUGUGUGUGCGUGAUGUUUACUUGGAAUGAAAGUGUGAAGAUAAAACCGGAACCUAUGGAGACUUGUCACUUUAAUACUUUUGCAUACAAUCUUCAUGGAGCUGAAGUGUUGGUUUGUUUUCAAAUAUUUUGGCAUUGUUGUAAUUUUUUU